ACAAUGUUCUCAUCGAAGAAUAUGCAUGAUGAUGAGGAGGAGAAGGAAGAUCCUCAAAGUCAGGUGAGAGAGAGUGAUAAUAGAGAUGAAAAUAUGGCGCCGGAGAAUGAUAGUCAUAUUAGUCUACAGAAAAUAUCUCCGAAGCUUGGAAUGAAAACAAUACUUCCUCCUCACCAAUCUAAAUUUGAAACUUGUUUCAGAAAGAUAGAAGACCAUGACGCUGAAAACACGCAUGAAGAUAUCCAACGACUUUCUAAUUCUAAUCGUAGAACCGAGUUGCAAAAUUUUGAAAGAUCCAAAACAAUGAUUCCUCCAAGACACAUUACAGCUACCAGCAUGAGUGAUCUCCCGAAUACAGCAAAUUUUCUAAAAGAAGAAAUUAAAGAAGAGAUCAAACAUUCUAUGGAAGAAGAAAAAGAGCUCAGAAUUUCACACAGAAGAAACCAAAGCUUCACCUUGACUCCUUCGAAUCCACCUAAUGUAGAGAUGGAGCCAAACUAUAAUGCAGAAGAUGAUGAUGAAUCUCAGAAAAGUGAGACUUUUCAAGAGCCAGAUCCUUCAAGCAGCUCUUCUUCAUCAUCUCAGCCUGAAGAGCCCCGACAUGAACCAUCUAAUUCAGGUUUAGAUUUAAUAACAGUUCCAAAUUUAGCCCAAAGACUUCCUCCUGAAGCUAAUACAGCUAAUUCUUUGCACACCAGGAAUGAAAUAAAUUCCUCUGUCGAAGUACUCAGCAAUACAAUUCCAAUCAUGCCAGUCCUAAACGAUUUCGACUCUGCAGAAUCAUACGUCACCGAAAACAGGAACAAUUUCCGAGAAAAUCUCGAAGACCAAAUUGACUCUAUAAAAGUCUCCUUCGUAGACACCAUCACUCAUGAAAACUACAGCAUUCACGAAGCGAAGAAGGAAUUGAACAACCGCAUAAAAGCUUUCAAGAAGGCAAAUAAGCAGGAAUUUGACCGAAUCCAGAUGCAAAAGGAAAUCUGUAGGGAGAAUAAGAAGAGGAUUACCAAACUACAGAAGGAAAGUGAGGAUAUUAUAGACCUAGAUGUAGGUGGCACCCAUCAUAUUACAACUACUAGGGCCACUCUUUGACGGUUUAAAAAUAGUGGCCUCGCUGCGAUGUUCAGUGGAAGGCAUCAUAUGAGGUAUAAUAAGGAUAGGGUCUUUAUAGAUCGUGAUGGCGACCCAUUUUGUAAAGUAAUUAGCUAUCUUAGGACUGGAGAAUUGCCUAUAGUUAAUGAUAAGAAGCAAGAACACUUGUUUAAGGAGGAAAUGGACUUUUGGCAGAUUCCUUUUAAUGGGGAGGAGGAAGAGGAGAAGAUCUCUGAUACUUCUCUUAUUCCAUCAUUUGAUUCUCAAUGGUGAGCGCCUACCUUGCAGUUAGAGCUAAAUCAGAAAGUUGUAAAGAAAAACGGCCCAAAUCAUGGCAUAAUUUUCUGUUCUCAUCCUUUUGACGAAGAGUAUAACUAUGUUGAGUUCAAAGUAACCAUUAUUCAGCCAGCUAGAACAAAGUCUCAUCUUUUUAUUGGAGCUGUUGAUAGAUCAAAAUAUAGAAAGGAAUUCCUCACAUCAACAUUUUGGAGAGAUUCUCCUUGCUCCUUCUACUGGGAUGUCUGGAAUACUAAGAUCAUAAAGACUGAUGAAAAUGGACAACAAGCAGGUGUUCUCUCUUCAUAUGGCUGUCCUUGCUAUGAGAAUGAAACUAAGCUCGCCAUUAGCUUUGAUCCGAUUGAGAAAACACUUUCUUUCUACAAAAAUGGAUUUCUUCAAGGAACAGCUUUCAGAGGAGUUGAUAAAGGUCUGUAUCCCUCUCUUGACAUAUGGUUUGAAUCUGGCUCAGUAGAGCUCCUGUCUACCAGUAAGCCAAAGUCUAAGACCUUCUUGUAACCACUAAUUUCUUCAAUUUUUGUA
This is a messenger RNA of Moneuplotes crassus, 1911 nucleotides long. NCBI's taxonomy places the organism in Eukaryota, Ciliophora, Spirotrichea, Euplotida, Euplotidae. The record is from the annotation of a GenBank genome assembly.